Messenger RNA from Aspergillus caelatus, 2360 nucleotides. RefSeq names its product DNA-(apurinic or apyrimidinic site) lyase APN2. The record is from RefSeq and is a predicted model, not a curated record. The transcript is spliced from 6 exons. Lineage: Eukaryota; Fungi; Ascomycota; Eurotiomycetes; Eurotiales; Aspergillaceae. Gene Ontology annotation, molecular function: phosphoric diester hydrolase activity; DNA-(apurinic or apyrimidinic site) endonuclease activity; endonuclease activity. Bases 310 to 2196 code for a protein of 628 amino acids. Gene Ontology annotation, cellular component: nucleus. Gene Ontology annotation, biological process: base-excision repair.
UGCGUUUGAACAGACGGUGGGAUUAUACGGACGUCGGGCCUUCCGGUUGACGAGGUUUAGCGGCCCCGUGAUUCGCUGUAGUUGUUAGUCAGCACCGCGUGAUGUCACCCCAGGAUUGGUCACGUGUCAUCCGGGUAUAAUGCCGAAUAUGUCCCAUACUACUGGACGUCGUACAUGUACGUUAGUGCGACACAGUCCUUGCCUUGUCUCCGUGUUUCAAUUGGACUCCUAUUGAUGAUGGUGUUUACUACCCUCGCUUCCUCCUGGAGUACACGUUGAUUAUGUUGAUUCUAGACGACAACGGUCAGAAUGGGGUUUCGCAUUACUACGUGGAACGUCAAUGGAAUCCGAAAUCCGUUUGCCUAUGAGCCAUGGAGAGGCAAGCGGACCUUCGAGGCCAUGUUUGAGAUCUUAGAGGCCGAUAUUGUUGUUCUUCAGGAAACGAAAAUUCAGCGAAAAGAUCUUCGAGAUGACAUGGUCCUGGUGCCUGGUUGGGACUGCCACUUCAGUCUACCUAGAUUCAAAAAGGGUUAUUCUGGCGUGGUUAUAUACACCCGUAAUGCGACAUGUGCCCCAGUCCGCGCGGAAGAGGGCCUUACUGGUGUACUUUGCCCGCCAAAUUCGUCGGUCCCAUUCCGGGAUCUUCCUCAUGACCAGCAGAUUGGUGGUUACCCAACCAUAGCGCAACUAUCAAUGCUUGAGUUGGAUGCAGCUACACUCGACUCAGAAGGGCGUUGUGUCAUCCUCGAAUUUCCAGCAUUUGUUCUGCUUGGGUUAUAUUGUCCUGCUAAUCGAGAUGAAAGCCGCGACAAUUUUCGCCAGGGUUUUCUUGACCUAAUGGAUGUCCGAAUCCGAAAUCUCGUCGCCAUGGGGAAACGAGUUUUCGUUACUGGCGACCUCAAUAUCUCAAGAGGUGAAAUUGAUGCAGCACAUGUGUCCGAGGCCAUUCGUAAAGGCACCACAACAGAAGAUGAUUUUAUAUCCGCACCAGCCCGGCGCUUGUUCAAUCAACUGUUGUAUAGUGGAAAGGUUAUCGGGGAGCGAGAUGAAGGGAGGGAGCAACCUGUUCUCUUUGAUAUUUGCAGGUCCUUCCAUCCGAAUCGCAGGGGCAUGUAUACUUGUUGGGAGCAGAAGAUCAACGCGCGGCCUGGCAACUAUGGCUCAAGAAUAGACUAUGUCUUGUGCAGCUUGAAUAUGCAAGAUUGGUUCUGUGAUUCAGAUAUACAAGAGGGGCUCAUGGGGUCGGAUCACUGUCCGGUAUAUGCCAUGUUCAAAAGCUCCGUGUGUUUAAACGGACAACAGGUUAACAUGCUUGAUAUCAUGAAUCCUCCCGGGAUGUUCAACAAUGGUGUACGGCGACAGGAGUACACGACAAAACUUCUCUUGCCUACAUCAGGACGCUUAAUACCAGAGUUCGACAAGCGAAGAAGUAUCAAGGAUAUGUUUUCGCGAAAACCAAAAACUUCCUCGCAGAAACCACCCACCACUUCAGCAUCAACCACAUGUGCAUCAACCCGGGAGCAAGCGUAUGGAAUUGAUGCGGUAGAGAAUUUCUCUCUUGGAGCUAGCAAACCGUCGCCCCCUAUCGCUGACAGCAGCUUGACAUGUAAAGGCACUGUACGUAAACGGUCCGGGAAAAGCGACCCCCCACCCUCAGUCAAGCGUUCGAAAUCUUUUCCUUCUCAGACUACAGCAACCUCUAUUGCUGCACAGAGAACUCUGAAGGGGUUCUUUAAGCCAAAAGGUGCUGUUGGUAGUCAAAUAAGUGAAGCAGAAACUCGGGAUACGCCUGUGCAGGCUACGGAGUGUUCAUCCGGCCCCCUUCCGGUGUCUUCGACUAUAUCGCGGCCUGAGGAACAGAAGGAUCUACAAAGCAUACGCAGCGUUCCAGCUGCUCCAACGAGCAACAUCGGCUCAUCUAGACCAGCGGCAUCAUCUGCGGGCCAGGAUAGCGAAACUGUCAUUGACCCGAUUGUCAGCAAGGAAGAUUGGUCGAAACUUUUUGCAAAGAAACCAGUGCCAAUGUGUGAAGGGCACCAGGAACCAUGCAUUAGUUUGUCAACAAAAAAGGCCGGUAUUAACUGUGGUCGGUCCUUUUGGAUCUGCCCACGACCCUUGGGGCCCAGUGGGAAUAAAGAAAAGGGAACGCAGUGGCGAUGUGCAACUUUUAUCUGGGCUAGUGACUGGAAUCCCUGACAUGGAGCCCGUUGAAUUUACAUGGAGUAUAAUCAUUUCAGGAGAUGAUACCCCUUUGUACCAUUACUUAUACAACACCAACUGGCAUAGUUUCACUAUAAGAAAGAAUUGACUGCUCCCAACAACUGUGCAGUCAACUAUAAUGCUAUCUGGUCACGUUCCUG